Molecule: messenger RNA, 855 nt
Organism: Aspergillus niger
Lineage: Eukaryota; Fungi; Ascomycota; Eurotiomycetes; Eurotiales; Aspergillaceae
Exons: 6
Coding region: 1-855 (284 amino acids)
Source: RefSeq, a predicted model, not a curated record
AUGGACAGACCAGACCAUCCCAUCAACGACCCAGUGAUGGGGUUCGGUCUGAAAAUUGAGACCUCGCCAACAAUCAUUGCCAAUUUCCCAAAGCCCGAGCGAAACCAGAAAUUACCCGCUCGACAGGGGAAGAUCGCGUACGAGUGGAGCGUCAAGGACGCUGCAUCUCCGACGGUGUGGGAACCAGUGUUGGAGGAGGAGGUGGUGGUGGUGGUUGUUGCCGUCCCCUACUGGCGGAUCCGCGCAGGAGCUGAUGAGUGUGUUCGGGCCCUUCUUCAAGACGCUGGUCUUGGCCUGGGGACGCGCCCGCGUAUCGCUGGCGAGGCGCUGGCCGUAACUGGAACUGCAGCCCUCGUUCCUCAACCGAAACUGAAGUCUCUUGGGAGACGGUGGCCUCCAAUCAAUCCAUCCCGCACCCUUGUGUCCCGCUCAUCGAUGGCGCAGAUGUCACGCAGGAUGCAAGCCUCCUCUGGAAGGUUCAGGGCUGGGCGACCUGCUACUGGUUGGAACAUCGACGCUCGGCUCUCGCAGCAGCUGGGCUUGAAGCGCCGUGGGGAGCCAGGCGUUUGGCAACUGGCGUGUGCUAGCCUUCCAGUCCCCUAUGCUUUCUUCCUAUCGCCACCUUGUCGAGCGGAGGAAUUCCCCCGUUACCAUCAGCUGAGCAAGCUUCCAUAUAAUUGCGCGAAUUUCCCGAGCAUCCGCUCAUGCUGGGUCAUCAGGCUCCUCUCCUCGUCUGAGAAAUUACAGCCCGUCUCUGGGCCGGGUUUCUUGGUCAGCGGAGGGGUGGUAAACAGUCAGGGGCUUGAUCAGUCAUGGCUUUCUACUACUGCUGAUUUUAUGUGUAGGGACACCUAA